AUGGGGCGCCGCGCCGCCCGAGGCCCCGGCCCCCCGCCCCGACCGGCCCCCGGGCCCGGGCUCCCAUCGCUGCCUCUGCUGCUGCCGCUGCUGCUGACGCUAGCCGCCCGUGGGGGCUGCGCCGCGCCCGCGCCCCGCGCGGAGGACCUCAGCCUGGGGGCGGAGUGGCUAAGCAGGUUUGGCUACCUGCCCCCGGCAGACCCCGCCACAGGGCAACUGCAGACCCAAGAGGAGCUAUCCAAGGCCAUCGCAGCCAUGCAGCAGUUUGGCGGCUUGGAGGCCACUGGUGUCCUGGAUGAAGCCACCUUGGCACUUAUGAAAACCCCACGCUGCUCCCUCCCGGACCUCCCCGCCUCAGCCCCAGCCCGGAGGCGGCGCCAGACUCUGGCCCCAACCAAGUGGAACAAGAGGAACCUGUCCUGGAGGGUCCGGACAUUCCCACGGGACUCAGCCCUGGGCCGAGACACAGUGCGGGCGCUUAUGUACUACGCUCUCAAAGUUUGGAGUGAUAUCACUCCACUAAACUUCCAUGAGGUGGCAGGCAGUGCCGCCGACAUCCAGAUCGACUUCUCCAAGGCUGACCACAACGACCGCUACCCCUUCGAUGGCCCUGGUGGUACUGUGGCACAUGCUUUCUUCCCUGGUGACCACCACGCUGCGGGGGACACUCACUUUGACGACGAUGAAGCUUGGACCUUUCGCUCCUCAGAUGCCCACGGGAUGGACCUAUUUGCAGUGGCUGUCCACGAGUUUGGCCAUGCCCUGGGGCUGAGCCACGCAGCUGCUGCAAACUCCAUCAUGCGGCCGUACUACCAGGGCCCCGUAGGUGACCCACUGCGCUAUGGUCUCCCCUACGAGGACAGAGUGCGCAUUUGGCAGCUGUAUGGUGUGCGGGAGUCUGUGUCCCCCACGGUCCAGCUGCACACUCCGGAGCCCAAGGAGCCUCCUCUGCUUCCAGAGUCCCUCGACAACCGGUCCAGCAUUCCGCCCCGGAAGGAUGCACCACACAGGUGCAGCACUCACUUUGAUGCGGUGGCCCAGAUCCGAGGAGAAGCUUUCUUCUUCAAAGGCAAGUACUUCUGGCGGCUGAACCGAGACCGGCACCUGGUGUCCUUGCAGCCGGCACAGAUGCACCGCUUCUGGCGGGGCCUGCCACUGCACCUGGACAGCGUGGACGCCGUGUACGAGCGCACCAGUGACCAUAAGAUCGUCUUCUUCAAAGGAGACAGAUACUGGGUGUUUAAGGACAAUAACGUAGAGGAAGGAUACCCACGGCCCAUCUCGGACUUCAGCCUCCCGCCAGGCGGCGUCGAUGCUGCCUUCUCCUGGGCCCACAAUGACAGGACUUAUUUCUUUAAGGACCAGCUGUAUUGGCGCUACGAUGACCACAUGCGGCGCAUGGACCCUGGCUACCCUGCCCAGAGCCCCCUGUGGAGGGGCGUCCCCAGCACGCUGGAUGAUGCCAUGCGCUGGUCUGAUGGUGCCUCCUACUUCUUCCGCGGCCAGAAGUACUGGAAAGUGCUGGACGGCGAGCUAGAGGCAGCGCCCGGCUACCCGCAAUCCACGGCCCGGGACUGGCUGGUUUGUGGAGACCAGCAGGUUGACGGCUCUGACACAGCGGGCACCACUGGGGCAGAUGGGGCCCACGCCCCACCCGGACAGCACGACCAGAGCCGCUCGGAGGACGGCUACGAGGUCUGCUCCUGCACCUCCCAGGCUUCCUUUCUCCCAGGGGCCCCAGGACUGCUGGUGGCCACCAUGUUACUGCUGCUGCUACUGUUGCCAAGCCUCCCAUGGACAGCGGCCCAGGCCCUGGCACUAUGA
This is a messenger RNA of Otolemur garnettii (small-eared galago), 1824 nucleotides long. It is a transcript of the gene MMP17, whose product is annotated as matrix metallopeptidase 17. Gene Ontology annotation, cellular component: extracellular matrix. The record is from RefSeq and is a predicted model, not a curated record. Gene Ontology annotation, molecular function: zinc ion binding; metalloendopeptidase activity. NCBI's taxonomy places the organism in Eukaryota, Metazoa, Chordata, Mammalia, Primates, Galagidae. Gene Ontology annotation, biological process: proteolysis; collagen catabolic process; extracellular matrix organization. The transcript has 10 exons. Bases 1 to 1824 code for a protein of 607 amino acids.